AUGCCAUUGAUUCAUGCUCAGCCUGCUAGACCAACAUGGCUUCUUCCAUCCAGACCUCAAGUUCAAGUUGAAAAGGUCAUUAGGAUGCUUGAAGAAGCCUGGAAUCAAUCCUAUGAAACUGACUGGGAUGUCCAAGAUUAUGUGGCCGAGUUAUCACUGAGGCAGAGUGGAAGCAAUGGGGAUUUGGAAAACAGACUCCUUACAAGAUUCCCACUGAUCUACCAAUCAACAUCGCCGGUCGACAUCCCUUACCUCAAUAAACCUUGCCACAUAACUGACAAGGCCAGCCACAUUCUUCUGUGGUACUUCCCAAAGUUAAUCUCAGAAGAUCUUCAGCAACUGAUUUGGACCCAGACGGAGAAUCUAAGACCCAAAAAGAAAAGUAAUGGGAGUUGGCGGGAUCAGAUCCACCCCAACCAUGGUGGCAAAACAACUGGCAUAGUAAAUUUAUCACCUGGCUGGUUCUCCCAAGGACAUGAAGGUCCUGCCGAUCCACUUCAUCCUUCCUCCGAUAUCCAACAGGCCAGUAACCUCAUCUAUCUUGAAACACUCUCCUUCAUCAAUGCUGUUAUCUCUGCCAUAUACUCCAUCAUUCAACCUGACCUAUGUGAGUCAGGAUUUGCGGUCUUUGACCAGCUCGCCGAGGACGGUCAGCAAGAUGAAGCUACCAGCAUGGCUCUGGGAGUGUGGGGUACACCUUUCACCGGCCUUUCAGUCAUCAUAAACAGAGAGACAAUUACCCACCGAGAUGUAAAGGGCUACAGGGAGUCUUUCGACAUGUUGUUGACAAUCGGUCGGUAUGACCAAGGUCAGUUUUACAUGUCCGGGCUCGGAUUCAGCCUCCUUUAUGACCCAAGAACUCUUGUGGGCCUGGCUGGCAACGUCUUACCACAUGGUGUUUGUCCCGUUGUCAGUGAACGCGCCUGUUUGGCUCACUUCUGGCAUAAAAAGGUUGGGGAGAGGCUUGGCGUCAUGCCACCUCAAUGGCAAACUAUAGAAAAGCUGACUCAUACAAUACUGGCUAUGUAA
Messenger RNA from Laccaria bicolor S238N-H82, 1029 nucleotides. RefSeq lists its product as uncharacterized. The record is from RefSeq and is a predicted model, not a curated record. NCBI's taxonomy places the organism in Eukaryota, Fungi, Basidiomycota, Agaricomycetes, Agaricales, Hydnangiaceae. Bases 1 to 1029 code for a protein of 342 amino acids. The transcript has 3 exons.